Messenger RNA from Papaver somniferum (opium poppy), 1826 nucleotides. Its product is annotated as acyl-CoA thioesterase 2-like. Lineage: Eukaryota; Viridiplantae; Streptophyta; Magnoliopsida; Ranunculales; Papaveraceae. The record is from RefSeq and is a predicted model, not a curated record. The transcript is spliced from 17 exons. The coding region runs from base 47 to 1255 and encodes 402 amino acids. Gene Ontology annotation, molecular function: fatty acyl-CoA hydrolase activity. Gene Ontology annotation, biological process: acyl-CoA metabolic process; fatty acid catabolic process.
CAUAGACUUCGUCUCUGACUCUCUGUAAUCGACAGUAAGCUCAGUAAUGGAGAUCGAAUCAGUAAUCGAGUUUCUAUCUUACGUUCCGUUAUUACAAAGGCUCCCAACUUCAUCAGUGCAUAAGAUUGCCCAACUUAUCCAGUUCAAACAUUACAAUUCAGGUGAGUAUGUUGGGCGAGAAGGAGAAAUUAAGUAUGGAAUUUACUUCAUCUGGCAGGGUGAGGUGGAAGUUCGCGGUGUGUCAGUUAAUGUGGAGAAUGAAGAUCAUUCAGAAAUUCAAUUGAAAAGAUAUGAUUACUUUGGUCAUGGGGCAGUAAGUUCCUCUCACGAGGCUGAUGUGAUUGCUUUAACUAAGCUAACCUGCUUGAUGUUGCCCAGUGAAUAUAGUACGUUGCUGCAGCCAAAAUCAAUCUGGGCAGCAGAAGAUGAGGGACUCUCAAUGGUGGAACGUGUACUGCAGUUGGAACCAAUUGAUGUAAAUAUAUUCCGGGGAUUCACAUUGCCUGAAGCUCCAACGUUUGCACAGGUUUUUGGGGGACAGUUGAUUGCACAGUCACUGGCUGCCGCGACAAAGACUGUUGAUUGUGGAAAAUUUGUACAUAGUUUGCACAGUUAUUUCUUACUUGUUGGGAAUCUAAACAUACCAGUUAUAUAUGAGGUUCAUCGAUUGCGUGAUGGGAAUAGCUUCGCUACCCGAAGAGUAGAUGCAAUACAAAAUGGAAAUGUCAUAUUCACUUUGCUCGCUUCAUUUCAGAAAGACGAAAACGGGUGCGAACACCAGGAAGUUACAAUGCCAUCUGUUCCAUCUCCAGAAACGCUUCUAACAAUGGAAGAGUUGCGAGAGAGGCGUCUUCAUCUUCCUCCUUUUCCCAGGGACCAUCGGGAGAAUCUCGAUUCUUACGUUCCUUGGCCUGUAGAUAUAAAGUUUUGUGUGAAAGCUGACAGUAGCCAAACUAAAGCACCACCAAGUAUGAGGUACUGGUUUAAGGUAAAAGGAAAGCUUUCAGAUGACCUGGCUUUGCAUAGAUGUGUGGUUGCUUAUACUUCAGAUCUUAUAUUCAGUGCAAUAAGCUUAAAUCCACAUUAUGAAAACGGUGUGAAGACAUUAGCACUCAGUUUGGACCACUCGAUGUGGUUUCACCGGUCAUUUAGAGCUGAUGAAUGGAUACUAUAUGUGAUUGAAAGUCCGUGUGCGGCUAGUGGGCGUGGAUAUGCUUCUGCACAUAUGUUUAAUAAAAAAGGAGAGAGGCUCUAACCAGGAAAAUUCGAGCACCGCGUCCAAUUGCCCAAUCAAAUCUGUAAAUAUCUUAAAUUGGGUAAGAUAUCUCUUCUUCUGGCUGAUUAGUGAAUUUUCAUGCAUCACACCGUGUGAGUUUUUGUCUUAGAAUGAAAAUCAGAGGUUGUAGCUACAUUUGUCACACCACACCGGAAUAAAAAAGACGCCAUCCAUCUUAAUUUAAGAUUGUUUGUGAAUUGACUUGUUAACAGAAGUAUAAAUACAACUAGAAGCCUGACAUUUGGCUGCAACUGAGGCAACUGACUUGGCCUGCCGUUGAAUUUUAAAUAUAGAGACAAAAGCUUCUGUCCCAGACUAUGCUUGCAGCCAUUUUGUUGCUCCCUAUAAGAAUAAGAAGCUAAAGUUCAGCUUGUCUGGGGUGAACCAUUUUUUUUUUCUUUUUUUACCGUCUCCUUCAAGUUUUAAACUGAUUAUCCUGAAAUUUUUACUGCCUGACAUUCAACCAUUUUGUGUGAAUAAUUCUUUGGUAUGAUUAAUACUCAAAUUAUUGUGCACAGCCAUCUCUGAGUUUUGGCCUGUUCUUACUUUA